This is a messenger RNA of Gavialis gangeticus (Gharial), 3746 nucleotides long. It is a transcript of the gene ST3GAL4, whose product is annotated as ST3 beta-galactoside alpha-2,3-sialyltransferase 4. The transcript has 13 exons. Gene Ontology annotation, biological process: glycolipid biosynthetic process. Gene Ontology annotation, molecular function: sialyltransferase activity. NCBI's taxonomy places the organism in Eukaryota, Metazoa, Chordata, Crocodylia, Gavialidae. Bases 525 to 1622 code for a protein of 365 amino acids. The record is from RefSeq and is a predicted model, not a curated record.
UCUGGAGUAUUUCAGAAGCCCUGGUCCAUGUGUGCUAGGAGUGGAUUGAAAACGUGGAGCAAACACAAAAUGGGAUGGAUUUAGGUGAUCUCAGCCCAUCCCUUGUUUCAUCCUCCGACUGCAGCUCCCGAGACAUCGCCUGGGCUGAUAAGUUCUGUGCUUCUGCAGCACCUUCUCCCUGAGGAUUUCCGAGUGCUUUGCCAAGUAUCAUUGUGCUUGUGGGGAACGUGAGGCGCAGAAGGGAGGAAGGACCCAUGCGAGGCAGCAGCGGGACGUCGCCGGCUGGGAAUGGAACCAGGGUGUCCUGACUCCCAAAAGGACGCCGCCAGUCCUCCCCGCAGCGGCAGGAUUGGACUCGUGCGGGAGGUGGCAAAGUGAGGGGAAGAGACAGCAGGAGUGUAGAGACCCACGCCACAGAAGUGCUGCAAUCUUUGCUUCAGAACGAGGGCACGGACGGAACUGCCACCUUGCCAUUCUGCAGAGAUAGUUUAGGACGCGGGAAAUUGAGAUCAGCAUUUGAAUGCAUGGAAGACUCAGGAGAUUUUCACAACUCUUGUGAGGUGACGAGCGGUGGCCGCGAUGAAAGCAAUAGCCAUUGGGUGAUGCCUCACUUGCUGAUAAAAAUGCUCAGCAAAUCCCGUUGGAAGAUACUCGCACUGCUGGUGGUGUUUGCCGUGAUGGUGUGGUAUUAUACCUCCUGGGAAGAGAGGUACAUACAGCUCUUUUAUUUCCCUGUGCAAGAAGAGAAGUCAAUGUGUCCCCAAGGAGAGGUGGAAAAGAAAACUGCAUUGCUCAUAGGAAAUUACACACGGGACCAUCCACUGUUCUUACAGCUAAAGGAUUACUUUUGGGUGAAGACCAUAUCCCCAUAUGAGCUGCCAUAUGGUACUAAAGGAAGUGAAGACGUUCUUCUCCGGUUGUUAGCAAUCACAAGCUACUCAGUGCCUGAAACCAUCCUAAGCAUGAAGUGCCGGAGGUGUGUGGUAGUGGGGAACGGACACCGGCUCAAGAACAGCUCCAUGGGGGAAGCAAUUAAUAAAUACGAUGUUGUGAUCAGGUUGAACAAUGCACCAGUUUUUGGGUACGAGCAGGAUGUUGGCUCCAAGACUACCAUGCGCUUGUUUUAUCCAGAAUCUGCACACUUCAACCCCAAAAGGGAGAACAACCCAGAUACCCUUCUCGUCUUGGUGCCAUUUAAACCCAUGGAUUUCCAUUGGAUGGAGUCCAUCCUCAAUGACAAGAAGCGCGUACGGAAGGGGUUUUGGAAACAGCCUCCUCUAAUCUGGGAUGCGAAUCCAGAGCAAGUGCGAAUUCUGAACCCUUAUUUUAUGGAAAUAACUGCUGCUAAAUUGCUUAAUCUUCCAAUGAAGCAACUGCGGAAGGUUAAGCAGAAACCAACGACGGGAUUGUUAGCUAUCACCUUGGCAUUGCACUUCUGUGACGUAGUACAUAUUGCAGGCUUCGGCUACCCUGAUUCUGGCAAUAAGAAACAGACCAUACACUAUUAUGAGCAAAUCACAUUAAAGUCCAUGGCUGCUUCGGAGCACAAUGUCUCUCAUGAGGCAUUAGCUAUAAAGAAGAUGCUUGAAUUGAGAGUUGUCAAGAACCUCACUUACUUCUGAUGGGGCCAUGGACUGGAAUUACCUGCAAAUUGUCUGGGCAGUUUAGAGUCUGCCAUGGCUGCCUGUCACUGAGAGCCUCCUGACACCCAUUGGCUUGGAGACACCACCAUAGCCUUUGGCUCUUGCAUAUUGGCCUCAGAUAUGCUCCUUGCUCUUGGCAGUGUUGGUAGCUGGGGAUAAUGAUGGCCCUGGAGAAGGUGGGCAGAGGGGGAAGGGCUGGUCCCUGGGGCUAUUGAGUCCUCCUUGCCUUGGGCAAUGAUACUCUUACCUACAUUGUGUCAAGACUUUUGAAGUAGAGGCCUCUGAAGUCUUCAAUGUCAUGGAAUGGAUUAAUCAUGUUGGGGCCAGUCCAGCACUGACUUUUAGGCCUUCAGCAUGGCACAAUGAGGCACUUCCUAUGGGACAGACCAUUCCCAUGGCUUGCUGCUACACUGACUACUUUGGCCUCCUGCUCUUCACAGAGAACUUUAGCUGUUCUACCAUGCUCUUUAAUUUAACCACCUACAGCAUUUCCCUUGGAGCAGGAUGGGCUUGAAUGAAGGACUUUAAACUUCUCACCAGAUUGGUUUGCUUUUUGAGUAUGAAUGAGGCAAAGGGGUGCCAGUUUGCUUCCUGACCCCAGUCUGGGGGCUGGCUUUGGGAAGCCUGAAAUGGCACUGAUUGUGAAUUUUAUUUUGAGAAGGGAGGAUGCCUUACAGUAUUUUGUGGUGAAUAUUGAUACCAAAACACUGAAUUGGAGCAGAACUUCCUGGGUUUGGGGAAUUGGAAAUCCCUGUCCAUGGACUGGGAGCAUGUGGGUGUGUGUGUCCAUUCCAGCAUUUACUUGCUAUGGGUGGUUCUGUUACCCAAGAGAAAAUCUUUGGGUAAAUGUUGGGGUCCAUUAUUCGUCUCUCCACUGCAGGAGAGCUAGUGAAAAGUGCUCAUUGAAAAAGGGUUAAAUUAAAAGGUUGUGGAGAGUGUGGUUAACCAGAGGAUUGGAAAGCAUCACAUCAUUUUCAAAUGACAGAAGUAAGCUGAAGAGUAGGAGUUUUCAUCCUGUCAUAUAGGAUGAUGGCUGGUAAGACCCUAAACCAGAGAGCUUUCAGAUGGAUACACAAGCACUUUGUUUGGAGGAAGAACUGUGGGCUUUUCAAGGAGCUAGCACCUGGUGUAGCUCUGCUCUGAGGCCAGGAUGGGUGGAGCCUUCUGCUCCACAACUUGGACUGUAUGAAGUUUGGGGAAAUACUGCAUUUUUCUGUUUUUUAACUUGUGAUCCAGCUGUUCCAGUUUGUGUCUCAAGUGCGUAUAUUGCAGGUGAGAAGAACCAGAUUAAUGGCCCUGGAGGUCAGAGUUCUUGGUUGAGCUUCAGAGCCAGCUCCGCAUGUGCAGCAGAACUGGAUGUCCCUGCCCUCCUGCUCCUACCCAAUGUGCCUUAGCGCUGCCCUGCAGGCUUUGAGGGGAGGCCGGUCUCCGUAACUUGUGCAAUCCUUGCCCUCCCUGCCAAGAUUGCCAACAAAGAGGCUGAUUGGGAUGUGGACAGUUUACUGGAAUGGUUCUCUUGGUCAACAUUUGAUCCUGAACUGGGGCUCAGUGAUGCACGCUGCCGAAUUCUAGGUCACCCUGUCAACUGGGGAGGGCAGGUCAGUUCUUCCACUGAACUAAAGGGGCUCAGACCUCAUGGGUCAGAGCAGAAAACUCUUUCUUGAGCAGGCUGCAUUGUAGCUUGGUGCUCGUUAAUUUAAAAUUAACAUUAAUUUAAAUUAUUUAUCUUGGAAGUGUAGAUAUCUAUUGCAGAGUGCGUUAUAUGUUUGGUUGCAGUGAGUGAGUUCAUUGUGGGUUCAAUGACAAAGUUUUAUUUGACAGUGUUGAAACGUUAUUGUCUUUCUGCUGUGACAUGCUGGGGGGAGGUUAACUUUGGGGAUAUCCCCUGUGAACCCAUUCCCAGUUCAAGGCAUGGAUUUGACUGCUCCUGCUGUCCACAGAGGCAGAGGAAAGGGAUCACAACUUGGGCAAAUGUCUGUCUGUAAAGUGCUGAUGUAAUCAUUGAGUAUCCAUUCCCAGAUCCACUGAAAGACUCUUGUGGACUUUGUGUGUUGGGUCCCCAAAUCACUUUGUACCACUCAAAUGCUAUGUCCUCCUUUCUCU